Molecule: messenger RNA, 1571 nt
Organism: Abrus precatorius (Indian licorice)
Lineage: Eukaryota; Viridiplantae; Streptophyta; Magnoliopsida; Fabales; Fabaceae
Product: phospholipase A1-Igamma3, chloroplastic
Exons: 1
Coding region: 44-1564 (506 amino acids)
Biological process (GO): lipid metabolic process
Molecular function (GO): glycerophospholipase activity
Source: RefSeq, a predicted model, not a curated record
AGAGUGAUCACUGAUCUCCUCUCCUCUUGACUCGUGUGUGUAAAUGGCUUCGCUUCUACCUCUCUUCCACACCUUCCCAUCUCUUUCCCAACCAUAUCACCUUUCAACUCCAUCAUCAUCAUUCAAAUCCACACUCCUCUUCCUUCCAAUUGCCAGCAACAAACCUUCACCCACCCUGAAAUGCUCUUCCACUACCCCCGAGACCCACUUGGACCCACAACUUGAAUUCGAAACAUCAUCAUCAUCAUCCUCAGAACCUCCACUGAGCCAAGUAUGGAGGGAAAUCCAAGGAAGCAACGACUGGGAAGGGCUCAUAGACCCCACGAACCCCCAUCUCCGCCGAGAAAUUAUCCGCUACGGCGAACUCGCACAAGCCUCAUACGACUCCUUCGACUUCGACCCUCACUCCAAAUACUGCGGAACAUGCAAAUACCACCCCUCACACUUCUUUCAGAAACUCAAUAUGUCCCACAUCGGAUACACCAUCACGCGCUACCUCUACGCAACCUCCAACAUCAACCUCCCUAACUUCUUCCAGAAAUCCAAACUCACCAGCGUGUGGAGCCCACACGCCAACUGGAUGGGUUACGUGGCAGUAACCACCGACCCAGAACAAAUCAAACGUUUGGGUCACCGCGACAUAGUCAUUGCAUGGCGAGGAACUGUCACCUACGUCGAAUGGAUUUACGACCUCAAAGACAUUCUCCGCCCUGCACUCUUCACCAACGACCCAUCCAUCAAAAUCGAAUCAGGUUUCUACGAUUUAUACACCAAGAAAGAAGAUUCUUGCAGCUAUUGCUCUUUCUCUGCUCGCGAACAAAUGCUCUCCGAGGUUAAGCGGCUUCUUCAGUACUACCAAGAAGAAGAAAUCAGCAUCACCAUCACAGGGCACAGUCUCGGUGCUGCCUUGGCUAUAAUCAGUGCUUACGACAUAGCAGAGCUUAGGUUAAACGUUGUUGAAGAUGGAGAAAGAAGUUCUAAAAUCCCUGUCACGGUUUACUCCUUUGCAGGGCCCAGAGUGGGGAACUUGAAGUUCAAAGAACGGGUUGAGGAGCUUGGGGUUAAGGUGUUGAGGGUGAUAAACGUGCAUGAUAUGGUACCCACCGUGCCGGGGAUAAUAACCAACGAGAAGUUUCAGUUUCAGAAGUACAUAGAAGACGCGUUGUGUUUUCCGUGGAGCUAUGCGCACGUGGGGACGGAGUUUGCGUUGGAUCACACGUGCAGCCCGUUUUUGAAAACAACGAAUGAUUUGGGGUGUGCGCAUAACUUGGAGGUUCAUUUGCAUCUGGUGGAUGGGUAUCAUGGGAAGGGAGAGAGGUUCCGAUUGGCCUCGAAAAGGGACAUAGCGCUUGUGAACAAGAGCUGUGACUUCCUGCGGAACGAGUACGGUGUUCCGCCCUAUUGGCGACAGGAGGAGAACAAGGGAAUGGUGAGAAGCGGAGACGGCCGGUGGGUGUUACCGGACCGACCGAGAUUGGAGGCUCAUCCGCCGGAUACGGCGCACCAUCUUCAGCAAGUGUUGAAGAACCACCGUGCGGCGAGUGAGCAAUUAGAAGCCACGUGAUGAAGAG